UUUAGUGUUGGGCGUCAUGGAGAAACUCAACUUGACUGCAGCACCUUCAAACAUCUCCUCCUCUUCUGAACUUCUCCCUUCUCCUUCCAUGGACUCCAGAGGUGUGCCGGCUGCAGUGAUUCUGUCUCUCUGCUUUCUCCUGGGAGUCCCUGGAAACAUUGCUGUCAUCAUUCUGAAGCCAAAUUUUCAGCAGCUGUCCAGCAUGACCCAGAGUUUGAUGCUGAAUCUGGCCGUGUCAGACCUGCUCUGUCUGGUGACUCUCCCACUGUGGAUUUACAGUCUGCUCUACAACUGGAUCUUUGGUCUGCUGGCCUGUAAAGUCCUAAUAUAUCUCAUUUAUUGCAGUGUUUAUGGAAGUAUGCUAACUAUAGCUUUGUUGAGCUUCCAGCGUUACAUGCUUGUAGUGCACCAACAAUUUUACAAUCAGAAAGAAACAAGAUUGUUGUUGGUUUUGCUUUGGCUGGUUGUAAUGAUAGUGUCCAUCCCUGCCUUGGUGGCUCGAAGGGAUAUCCCUGAUGAGCAGUGGCUGCGCUGCAGAAAUCAAUUUUCCUCUCAACCUCAGAAGAUUGCUGUGCAGCUGACAGAGACUCUGGUGGGAUUUGCUUCAUUUUUUAUUGUAGCAUUUUCAUACGUUCAGCUUUAUAGGAAGGUGAAUCGAGCAGCAUUUUUUAACAACCCUCAGACAUCCAGACUGGUUACCAGUAUCAUUAUAGUGUUUUUUGUCCUGUGGAUUCCAUACCACGCUGUAAAUGUACUGAGUGUUGGAGCUACUGCUUUACACAAUGAGAGACUUGAGAAACUAUUUGGAAACAAACACUAUAUUGUUACGGCACUGACAUUUAUAAACAGCUGUCUGAAUCCACUCCUGUAUGCAUUCACUUCUCACAUUUGUAAAUGUCUGAACCAUCUAAACCAAAUUCAUGAAAGCUCGUUUGAUGUGGCGACCCCAGAAGGAAUAUCCUGAAAGGUGAACAACAACGAGUCAUUUCUCUGGAUGCAACUGCAGAGGAUUUUCUCCAUCAGGGUAUAUUUGUUCUGUCACAGACUUCAGCAGAUGAUGGGGUAACUGAGGCUUUCCAUAUAAGUUCACCAAACACAGCUAUAGUUAGUUCAUCUUGUUUCAUUUUCCAAAAAUAGUACUACACAUGAUCAUUUUUCAUUUGUACAACCUCAAAAGAAAAGGUAAAUGAAGUACAACGGUAAAAGUGAAUUAUGCUAGCAUCUUUUAUUAUCAUGGGAUUUUUUAACGUGACAGAUAUAACGCAGGAAUAAAGCAAAUACUAUUUUUAGAAUAAAACUUUUACUUAGAUUGUGUUGAUAAAAUGCCUUGUGGUUGAAGCAAUUACAUUUACAUUUUCUCGUCUAUAAUUUAAAAACAUGUUUUGAUUUUUUUUUAAUUGUGUUUUUUCCUAUUCCAUGUCUGUUCUGUUUGUCCGUGUUUGCUUAUCAUUCUUCGUUAAAUGAACUGAUCAGUGUAGGAUGAAGCUUUGAGGUGGUAAGAUGAUGCAAAAGAAAAGGCUGUAUGUUAUUUGUGAUAAAAGGUUUGACAAAAGAAUUAUCAGAAUUACCUGCACAUGCAUUGAAUUGUUGACUUUUUCUGAAAAAUAAUCAUUUUAUUUUUUCCUUUUUUAUAAUUGUGUUAGUUAAAAGCAGUCAGAAAGGUUCAAAAGUAUUGGGGUAGCUAUUAUUAUAAGCUAAUAUUACUUACAUUCAUAUAUUAAUAAAUGUGUGUAUUUUUUUGCGAUAAGGUUUAUUAUGAUCAUCAACAAUGUCUAAUUCUGACUCUUCUUGUUUCACUCUGCACACGCUGAGUUCGUGUUACAUACAUUUACUUUCUUUAAAUAAUUUUAUUAGUUCUUUAUUAAAUUAUCUAAUCUACUUCCUGUUCUGUAAGCUAUGGGAACAUUGGGAGUGGGGCUUAUUAAUUACUGCACUCUUCACAAACAUAAUGGCAUGGGGAAAGUUUACAAAUCCGUGUUGCAAUCAAAUAAAAAAUGCAGAUCAAAAAAUUUAGAUCAGCCAAAUAUAAUCUUCAUAAAAGGUUUGUUGAAAAUUUCCUUAUCAAGUGGGAAAACUCCAUUUGCACCUUAGACAUGUAGGGCCCUUGUAGGGGGGUUGCUUGGACAUAACUGCCAGCAAGCAGCAGCUGUCC
Molecule: messenger RNA, 2152 nt
Organism: Oryzias latipes (Japanese medaka)
Lineage: Eukaryota; Metazoa; Chordata; Actinopteri; Beloniformes; Adrianichthyidae
Product: leukotriene B4 receptor 1-like
Biological process (GO): cell chemotaxis; positive regulation of cytosolic calcium ion concentration; calcium-mediated signaling
Cellular component (GO): membrane; external side of plasma membrane
Molecular function (GO): C-C chemokine binding; C-C chemokine receptor activity
Source: RefSeq, a predicted model, not a curated record